AUGGAACUAGUUGUGAGGAUGAUGGUGCUACUGUUGUUAUUACAGGAUCAUUAUAAUAAAAAUAAACUAACAAUUCUUCAUCAAAAUAUACGAGGAAUUAUUAAUAAAGUUGAUGAAUUCUUAAAUUCAUUAUCUCUUAAUGCACCUCAAAUUAUCUGCUUAUCGGAACACCACUUGAGAACUGAUGAAAUAAGUGAAGUAAAUUUUAAUCAGUAUACUGUCGGUACUUCCUAUUGUAGACAAACAUACAGUCAUGGAGGUGUGUGUGUUCUUGUUCAUAAGAAUAUCCAAUUUAAUACUAUUAAUCUAGACCAAUUUAACAAAGAGAAGGACCUUGAAAUUUGUGCUUUGAAGUUAAACGUAGCUUCCAACAACUUCACUAUUAUUUGUAUUUAUAGAUCUCCAACCGGCAACUUCUCAUACUUUUUAAAUCAGUUGGAAUUAAUUCUGAACAAAGUACACAAAACAUCAAGUGAAUUAAUUUUAUGUGGUGAUCUCAAUAUAAACUAUCUUAAUGACAGUUCUAGGAAAGAUCUCUUAGAUUCUCUUUUAGCCUCUUUUAAUCUCUUCAGUACGAUUAACUUUCCUACCAGAAUCUCUAAUAACUCUUGCACCUUAAUAGAUAAUAUCUAUAUCAAUACUCAUCGGCAUGAAUAUUCCGUGCACCCUGUUAUUAAUGGUCUAUCAGACCAUGAUGCUCAGGCUAUUACCUUAAAUAAUAUCUCCAUUCCUGUCCCUAAACAUGUAUCCACCUAUACGAGAAACAUUAACAACUACUCGAUAAGUCAGUUUACAUGUCUGUUAAGUUAUGAAAAUUGGGAAGAUGUUUUUCUUGAAACCAAUGUCAAUGUAAUUUUUAAUAAUUUUCUCAACACAUUUCUAAGAAUCUUCUAUUCAUGUUUUCCUGUGAAAAAAUCCCAGUACUCUUAUAAACAAAAACCAUGGCUAACUACUGGUAUUAGAAUUUCAUGUGCAAAUAAAAGCCAAAUUUCAAGGAAUAUUACAAGAAAUAUUGUCGAACCUUGGCUAGGGUCAUUAUGGCAGCAAAAAAAUUUUAUUAUAAUAAACUUCUAUUAAAAUCUAAUAAUAAGACCAAAACCACUUGGAACAUACUUAAAACCAUUACUAAUAUUAGAAGUCAUAGUAAUAAUAUAUCUUCAAUGACAAUAAAGGAUAAAUUAUCAUGUAAUCCAUUAGCCAUAGCAAAUGCAUUUAAUACUUACUUUUCAUCUGUAGCUGAAAAUUUACUUACCAAAAAUGUCUCUAGAA
Cryptotermes secundus is the source of this 1269-nucleotide messenger RNA. RefSeq lists its product as uncharacterized. The record is from RefSeq and is a predicted model, not a curated record. Gene Ontology annotation, molecular function: catalytic activity. NCBI's taxonomy places the organism in Eukaryota, Metazoa, Arthropoda, Insecta, Blattodea, Kalotermitidae. The coding region runs from base 1 to 1077 and encodes 358 amino acids. The transcript has 3 exons.